CACUCCAUACAACUCUGGAACUGUCUAACUCAUGUAGCUCCAGUGUAGCCCGGGGUCCGGCAGUGUCCGACGACACUGUAACGCGCUGUUGCGCCAGCCGAGCGCGCGAGGCUAAUUUCGGUGGGCCCCGAAAGGGCGUGGAUCCCGGAUCAAUGAUAGGUGUGGCGCGUCGUCGGUGGCGAUCGUGGUUUAGAGACGAAGGAGCCCGUGGAGAACCGGUCGUUGCGGGGCAUUUAGAGAAGAAGAUUCGUUAAACGACAGACGUCGACGGCGACGACGACGAGGAGGAGGAUGACGAGGACGACGACGACGAUGACGACGGUGUCGCAUCUCGGAAUCCGGCGAGCUGCGCACUCGCUACCGCAAAGCCCGGCGCUGCCCCUUUCCUCUUAGCCCGUCGCUUUCCGUGCUCGCUCUAUCGCUCGUUAGGCGCGUUAGUCCUCUUCUUAACGCGGAACUUUCGACCUCUCGUUCGUUGGCGAAUAGCACCGGCCACUUAGUUUAUGCUCGACCCUGUCGUCGGUCGGAUCGGCCGAGGGAACCGCGGUCCCGUCUCGCUUCAGAGGAGGAUCGGCUCGUGGAAACACGUGGCUACGGAACACGGUUCCGCCCGGCGGCAAGCACGGAUCUGAUCGCAGACACCCUCGGGACCGGGCCGGUGUGUAGCGGAUCAAAAACGAAGCGAACGAUGACGCUCGCCGAGAAUGCCGAACGCAAGCGAAGUUCCAGCGAUGUUUCGAGCGCGGCGGUCGAGGACGCGCGGGACGGCCAGCCGUCGGAAGAGAACUCCAACGUGAGCGUGGAAGGGAAUCCUUUGUUGGAGCCGGACAGCAGGUCCGUGUCGGUGAAGAUCGAGAGCACCAGGCCGAAGAAGACGGCCAGCAUGGACGACGCCGAGCAGACGUUGACGAACAACACGAGGCACGAUCCGGAAGCGGGCCAGCCGAACAACGUUGCACCGCCGGACGGCGGGAUGCGGGCAUGGAUGAUCAUGAUCGGCAGCUUCGUCAUCAACGGCGUAUUGUUCAGCGUCAUUAACACGUACUCGCUGAUCUACCUAGAGCUGCAGAAACGGCUGCUCGAGUCCGGAGAGACCGCGGCGUCUUCGAAGGCUGCUUUAGUUGGAUCUUUAACCAUUGGUACCACGUUCUUUUUAUCGCCGGUCUCUGGCAUCCUCACUGACAAAAUCGGCAUCCAGAUGACAACGUUUGUGGGCGGUGCUCUCGCAUCCAGCGGAAUGUUUCUCUCGUCGAUAUUUUCCGACAAGGUGGCGUUACUCUAUUUGACCUACGGUGUGAUGUAUGGACUCGGCGCGAGUUUGGCUUACACACCGAGCUUAGCGAUCCUGGGGCAUUACUUCAAGCGAUACCUGGGUCUGGUGAACGGUAUCGUCACAGCUGGAAGUUCAAUAUUCACCACCCUCAUGCCGUAUUUCAUCGAGGUGAUACUUCGCCGAUUCGGAUUAGAAGGCGCGCUAAGAUCCUUGGCCGUGCUCACCGCGAUCGUUAUGGCCUGCGCGAUUCUUUUCAAACCGAUUCCUUUCACGCCCGAGCCGCGGAACCAGCUGAAGUCGAAGUCGGACAUCAAAAGCUGCGUGAAAGCGAUCGUGAACGUUUCGAUAUGGAAGAAGAAACGAUACGUGGUUUGGGCGAGCUCCAUCCCCCUGGCGCUGUUUGGGUAUUUCGUCCCGUAUGUUCAUAUAGGGAAAUUCGUUGAGACAGUAUUCAAGGACGCGGACGGCAAGCUUCCGAUCAUGUGCAUCGGCAUCACGUCGGGCCUCGGCCGAUUGAUUUUCGGCUACAUCGCCGAUCUGCCGAAAGUCGACCGGAUAUUUUUGCAACAGAUUUCUUUCGUUAGCAUCGGCGUGCUUACCAUGCUUCUACCUGUCACACCUUCUUUCAUGGUGUUGUUACUUAUCUCUCUGGCAAUGGGAUUGUUCGAUGGCUGCUUCAUAUCCCUGCUGGGCCCCAUCGCCUUCGACAUAUGCGGCCGAGAAGGGGCCACCCAAGCCAUUGGAUUCUUGUUGGGCAUGUGCUCGAUACCUUUGACCGUGGGUCCGCCAAUCGCUGGACUUCUGUACGAUCACACUGGUAGCUACGAUCUGCCGUUCUUCCUAGCAGGUAUACCACCCAUAGUCGGAGCACUGAUGAUGUUCCUAAUAAAGUUCGUUAAAGACGACGACCAGAACUGUAUUAGAGAGAACGCGGAUAAUAAGGCGGCUUGUCAGAAUGAGUAUCGUCCGGGCGUCGACUACCUGGCCCCGUGUUUCGUGGCUGCGCUGAAGGACGUGUGCGAGCCGCGCCGGCAUCAUCCGAGCCUGGGCCUGAUGCGUUCGAACGUGCAUUACCAUUGCUCGAGAAGCUGCGAGCUUAAGGAAGAGGUCGGACGCAAGUGUCACGGGGCCAAGAAGAAGCGUCCGGAUCACAGCGAACACUCGGAGAGCGUGCCGUUGCUGCACGCCGGGAGCAUAUCACGCGGAGCACCCUGCCAAAGGACGACCGGGUCCUCGAUGUUCCUCACGUUCUAACGAGGCCAGCCAACGAAUCGGAGCGAUCGAAGCCAUUUGGCGACAACCGUCACCCGGCCAGGCGUCUUUGCAGUUCGAACGCCGCAAGAUUUUCCGCGCGUACUUCUCGAGAGGAUGAUUUCGACGUCGAAACACGGCGAGACACGGUUGCCCCAUUUUUCCUCGGCAGAUCGGUGGAGGACACCGGUCCUGUUUGAAACAAUUAAUUGUUACAGAAUAUUCGUCGUAUCGUUAGAACACAUCGUCGAGUAGAUGGUUGAUUCUUUUCGAAGAAGAUCAAGUUGUUCAAUGAUAGUAUUCGGUAUAGUUAACGCUUCGACUGCCGCUUCGAUUUUUAGCAUAAUCUGUCGCGAGUCGAGAAGCUCGUUCGGAUCUACGAAAUGUCAGACUCGCAUCGGCCGAUGGCAGUCAACGUGUUAAACUCGUGGAUCGUGACAAUAUUUUUAGAGCAACUUUAGACAGUUUCGAUUAGAGACAAUAAAUGGUGUUAUCGAAAUA
Molecule: messenger RNA, 3025 nt
Organism: Megalopta genalis
Lineage: Eukaryota; Metazoa; Arthropoda; Insecta; Hymenoptera; Halictidae
Source: RefSeq, a predicted model, not a curated record